ACCGGCGGCAGUAGCACAGUUAGCUAGCUAGCGAUCUAUUCAGGUUAGUCAUCAUUAACUAGAUUAAUCUAGCACGUAUCUCCUCCUUCCUCGUUUGGAUUUGUAUUACAAAAUCGUCAAGAACAGAUGGGUCGUGUUGGUCUUGUAGCGAACAUUUAGUUAGGCGAUCUGCGACUGUCGCCGGGUGAAGAUACAGUUUGCCGGCUAACGUUGGCUAGCUCAAGAGGAGACAACAAAAUGUCCCGUUGGAUACCACCAAUAAAAUUGUCAGGGCAUAGGUUGGUACGACUUGAAAAAUACCCUUCGAGUUACUCCUAAUAAGUUACUCUAGCUAACUGUCGGGGAAAACCAACGAGAACCGAAUCGGACAGUAUACAACCGAGGCAUAGUAGUCAGUCUAGUCUGCUAGUUAGCUAACGUUAUCCAGCUUGCUUUGCGAACUCGGGCUGAAUCUAAUAAGCAGUUUGGUAAAAGAGUACGCGCUAUUAAACCGAUCGUAUUAUGCUGGACAUGACGCCUAUACGACUGUCCGGCUCGGAAUGGGACCGAGGCCGGGAGCCGAAUCCUGAAGCGGAAGAUUCGGAUCCACAGCAUUCUCAAUCCGAACGCAUGCGUUCGGUGAACUCGGGGAAAUUCUACCGGCUCUGCAGCAGAGACGAGAAGGAGCGCGCCGCGGCUUUGGAGGCUCUGACCAAAAAUGUCCUGUCGUGUGUGGACCAGUACCAAGGCGAUUCGGCCGGGCUCGAUAAGGACACCCUUUUGCAGCUCCUGCGGGUGUCCAAGACCUGUCCGUUCCCGGACAUCAGGGAGAGAGCAGCGGAGCUACUAAAAGCCGCUCAGGAACAUGGUGUUGAAACCCCUCAGGCUUUGGCCUCAGGACCCAGUGCUUUCGUCCCAAAAGAGGAGAUUUUGCAGGAGGGUGAAGAACAGCCAGUGCUGAUGGAGGCAUUCCUUUCUAUGGGGCGGGUGGACCACGUGACCAUGGUGAUGGCCCUGCACCCAGCUUACCUGAACUGUUUCUUGCGCACCCAGCAUGCCUUGCUUCAGUUGGACGGCCCUUUGCCCUGCCACUGGAGGCACUACAUUGUGAUUAUGGCGUCCGCGCGUCACCAGUGUUCGCACCUGGUGCAGCUCCACAGCAGCGGCUUCCUGCAGGCCGGAGGGGACGAGCGCUGGCUGCAGGGCCUGCACUGCGCCCCACCCAAAUUACGCAGGCUCAGUCUGAUCAAUAAGCUGCUGGCUCACCGACCCUGGCUGCUCAGCCGAGAGCACAUUCAGGAGCUGGUAGGUCCAGGUGACGAGGACCGCUGGUCGCUGGCUGAACUGAUCCAAGCUGUUGUCCUGUUGGUUCACUCCCACUCCCUGUCUUCAUUCAUCUGGGGGUGUGGGGUCAACCCUGAGCCCGACCACACUGGAGGGCACGCCUUCCGCCCCCCCUCGCCCUCCUCUUACUCCCGCCACAGCCCCCACAGUCCCGCACACGAGGACGGCACUGGCAGGCAGGAGUGGUCAGAUGCAGUCAGCGAGGUGGAGCUCUUGAUGAAGAGGAUGCAGCUGCUACAGCAGCAGGAGGAAGAGUUCAGCCAGGAGGAAAUGGUGACACGUUUUGAGAAGGAGAGGACAGAGAGUCUGCUAGUCACACCCUGCGAUGACGAGCCACAGACCCCUCCUGAGAGCGUGUCUCACUUUGUGGAGGACGCAGAUUUUGGGUAUCAGGACUUCGCCCCCAGAGGAGAACAGGCGCCCCCCACCAUGCGUGCUCAGGACUACUCGUGGGAGGACCAUGGCUUCUCCCUGAUGAACCGGCUGUACCCGGACAUGAGCCAGCUGCUGGACGAGAAGUUCCAGGUGGUGUCAGGCCUGACCUACCACACCAUGGCCAUGCACCGCGGCGUGGACACCUUCAUGCUGCGCAAAGCCAUCUGGAACUACAUCCACUGCGUCUUCGGCAUCAGGCAUGAUGAUUACGAUUACGGCGAUGUGAACCAGCUGCUGGAGCGCAGUCUGAAGGUGUACAUUAAGACGGUGGCGUGCCACCCGGAGAAGACCACGCGCAGGAUGUACUGCGGGUUCUGGAGACACUUCCGUCACUCAGAAAAGGUGCAUGUGAACCUGCUGCUUCUGGAGGCCCGCCUGCAGGCGGCUCUGCUGUAUGCGCUCCGGGCCAUCGGCCGCUACAUGACAUGACCACAGACGUCCACACGCCACACGCUACUCCAGCCACGACCUCUGCACACGGGGCAGGCCGUGGGACCCGGGAUCUGCACACACCACAUGCUGGGUCUCCACAGCUCUGCUCUAGGACUGCAUGUCCUUUGAUGCCAGCACUCUUUCACUUUUCUUGGGUGGUUUUCUGUAUUUUAGUCUGUUUUUUUUUCCUUUUUCUGAAAAUAAGUUGCACUAGUUAUUAGAGGAGAAACUUGUUUCACCCACACAUGCUUUUAAAUGUGUGCACACACACGCAAAUGCUAAAAUAAUAUGCAUACUCACAACCACUGUAGACACACACAUUCUCUAACCCUGUGUGCAUGCACACAUGCACACUCUUAAACACUGUGAACCCAUGCAACACUACAAACACACACACACACACACACACACACACACCUCCUGUGAAGCACUGUGCGCGCACG
Megalops cyprinoides (Indo-Pacific tarpon) is the source of this 2633-nucleotide messenger RNA. It is a transcript of the gene sesn2, whose product is annotated as sestrin 2. Gene Ontology annotation, biological process: positive regulation of macroautophagy; cellular response to leucine starvation; negative regulation of TORC1 signaling. NCBI's taxonomy places the organism in Eukaryota, Metazoa, Chordata, Actinopteri, Elopiformes, Megalopidae. The transcript has 10 exons. Bases 502 to 2187 code for a protein of 561 amino acids. Gene Ontology annotation, molecular function: L-leucine binding; oxidoreductase activity, acting on peroxide as acceptor. The record is from RefSeq and is a predicted model, not a curated record. Gene Ontology annotation, cellular component: nucleus.